Zophobas morio is the source of this 1992-nucleotide messenger RNA. Its product is annotated as receptor-type tyrosine-protein phosphatase epsilon-like. The record is from RefSeq and is a predicted model, not a curated record. Gene Ontology annotation, molecular function: protein tyrosine phosphatase activity. Gene Ontology annotation, biological process: protein dephosphorylation. The coding region runs from base 1 to 1992 and encodes 663 amino acids. The transcript has 11 exons. Lineage: Eukaryota; Metazoa; Arthropoda; Insecta; Coleoptera; Tenebrionidae.
AUGAACCACUGCAUUAUACUGUUUAUCCUGUGGAAGACAGUGGACUGUCAAAAUUACUGUGUUGUGAGUGCUGACGACACAAGAGGUCUGUUCAUCUUUAAUUCCAUACCCAUGGUCAACCGUCAUGACAAGGAUGACACUGAAGUCGAUACGACCUCAGAGUAUACAUUAUCCUCUGAAAAUGUAACAAGUGGAUGGACUUUGUUGAAUUCGCUCGAAAACAGCAUUGUGGAUGAUCCUGUGAUAGACGAACGCUGGGAAACGUUUAUGAACAAUCAUGGCUCAACACCGCACGAUUUUCGGGAGGUUUUGACAAGAAAUGUUAGUAUGUUUCUAAGUGUGAGAAUCCGUAACUCUUCAAACUCUUCAACGACGACUGAGUUGUCGGAGUCAAAGUGGUAUCAUUUGAAAUCUAACGCUUCUGGAAUCUGCGAAAAUGGCACUUUCCUAAACACGAAUUUGACCAUUUUGCAACUUUACAACAAAUAUUCCAAAAGUGUCUGGAAAAUACACAAGUAUGAUUAUUUUCAUACUACAAACAACACAGCCCACAGUGUAAUAUACAGUAAUGACAGUGACUGCAGCAAUCACAGUCUAUGCUUUUUCAUAUAUACAGCUGCUUGUAAGAAUUGCAGCAUGUUGGUGAAAAUUGUGUCAAAUGACGGUAGAAAUCAGGUCAUUCUGGAUGACAAGAUCCCGGGAGAAGAAAAAUGGACCCGAAAAGAAAUCUGUGUUGAAAAUGUUUCCAGUUGUUACAAAAUAACCAUACAAACCGAGGGUCCUAAAGAUGGUUUCUGGGCUAUAUAUCCGACCUUAUAUGUCGCAGUACCCCCAAGCAUAAACUGCAGCAGUUACGUACGCUACAUCGAGCUCCGAAGUGACUCCUAUUUGUGUGAAGAUUCUUCAGGCACGAGUAUAAAAUCAGUCCCUACAAGGUCCAAAGAAUGCGCUGUAGAUAGCAAAAACCAAAAAAAUUCUUCAAAUUAUGUUGACAACUCUUUACAACAAACGUCAAUUCCUAUUUACUGGUGGUACCUAGCAGCUUUAUUUACCACACUCAUCAUCAUAAUCAUCCCAUUGUUGAGUUUUAUCCACUCAAAGAAGAAAAAAAAGUCCCUUCAAGGCGACGCAGAAAAUCUUCUUGAGAAUAGUGGAACCAAAGAAGAAACCAACGUUUCAAUUAAGAGGAUCGAUUUUUCGGAAUAUGUUCAACGGGAACGUAGUUCUAAUUUUGCACGUCUUCGAACUCAGUUUUCUACCAUCCCUGAUUCCUACUUGAGUGACUGUAGUGACGGAAAACAACGAAAUAAUGUGGCUAAAAAUCGACGUCCAGACAUCGUACCUUAUAAUUACAAUCGAGUCAGGCUUAAAAACACUGGAAAGUACUUUAAAGGGGAUUAUAUAAACGCCAGUUAUGUGCAAGGACCUAGUAAUUAUAGAGAGUAUAUAAUUGCUCAGAACCCCCAAACCAACACGAUUGGUGAUUUCUGGGCCAUGAUUUGGCAAAAAAAAAUUACUUAUUGUGUAAUGAUAACCGGUGAACACGAAAACUAUCUUCGUUACUGGCCAAAUUUGUCCGAAAAAUAUGUUGCCUAUGACGAUUUUCAAAUUAUUUUAGUGGAAGAAUGUAACUACACAUUUUUUCAAAAGAAUAGACUUUCGGUUACGAGACAAAGCGAACGUAGGGAGAUAUCCAUUCUCCAUUAUUAUGCUUGGAAGGAUGACGACUUGAGUAGAAUUCUCGCGUUUGUAAAUCGUUUACAAAAAAUACCUCAUUACAGUGCCCCCACACUAUUUCAUUGCUUGGACGGCACUGGAAGAUCUGGACUUGCUGUUCUAUGCGAUAUAGUGCUAAGAUCGCUGCCUAUCACAGGCUCGAUAAAUAUAUGUCACGUAGCCACGAUGUUAAUAAAGUCGAGAAUUAAUGCCAUAAAUUCGCAACAAUACAUUUUUGCACAUUUGGUUAUAAACGAUUUCCUCAAAAAAUACUAA